GAGGCGGGGCUUCACUCAGUCAGAAACAGGAGAAGCAGUUUUUACUUCCCUUCCAGACUUUGGACCAUCAACAACAUGACAAAAGGCAAAAUUACUAAACUAUCUGUGAGCGACGUGAGAUUCCCGACCUCUCUGGAGCAGCAUGGAUCAGACGCCAUGCACACUGACCCGGACUACUCUGUGGUCUAUGUUGUUAUUGAAACUGAUGGCGGGCUGAAAGGCUACGGGAUCACCUUCACUAUUGGAAGAGGAACAGAGAUCGUUGUGUGUGCUGUAGAAGCCUUGUCUGCACUGGUGAUUGGAAAGUCACUGGAGGAUAUAGUGAGUGACUUCAGAAGCUUCUACAGGCUGCUGACGAGUGAUGGGCAGAUGAGAUGGAUAGGGCCUGAGAAAGGAGUCAUCCAGCUGGCAACUGCAGCCAUCCUCAAUGCCAUCUGGGACAUGUGGGCACGUGCCGAGGGCAAGCCCCUGUGGAAGCUUCUGGUUGACAUGGAGCCCAAGCAGCUCAUCCGCUGUAUAGAUUUCAGAUAUCUCUCUGACGCUCUCACCGAGCAGGAAGCAUUAGAAAUACUGGAGAAAGCCAAAGAGGGAAAGCAGCAGAGAGAGGAGCAGAUGCUGAAGGAAGGGUAUCCAGCCUACACGACCUCCUGCGCCUGGCUAGGCUACUCAGAUGAACAGCUCACAGAGCUGUGUUCUGCUGCACUGGCUGAAGGAUGGACCAAGUUUAAAGUGAAAGUGGGUGCAGAUCUCCAGGAUGACAUUCGCAGAUGCAGCCUCAUUCGGAAGAUGAUUGGUCCGGAGAAAACUCUGAUGAUUGAUGCUAACCAGCGAUGGGACGUUGCCGAGGCCAUUACUUGGGUAACUAAGCUAGCAGAGUUUCGUCCUCUGUGGAUUGAGGAACCCACCUGUCCUGAUGACAUCCUUGGCCAUGCAGCUAUCUCCAAGGCUCUUGCGCCUUUGGGUAUUGGAGUUGCCACAGGAGAACAGUGCCAUAACAGGGUGAUGUUUAAGCAGUUUCUGCAGGCCUCCGCUCUGCAGUUUGUUCAGAUUGACAGCUGUAGAGUGGGCAGCGUCAACGAGAACCUUGCCACCAUACUAAUGGCUGCCAAAUUCAAGGUUCCAGUGUGUCCUCAUGCUGGUGGAGUGGGACUGUGUGAGCUUGUUCAUCAUCUCAGCAUUUUCGACUACAUCUCAGUAUCUGCCAGCUUGGAUAACAGGAUGUGUGAAUAUGUUGACCACCUUCAUGAGCAUUUUAAAAGCCCCACCUUGAUCAGAAACGCACACUACAUGCCUCCUAAGGAUCCUGGAUAUUCAACUGAAAUGUUUGAAGAAUCUGUGAAGAAGCACCAGUUUCCUGAUGGAGAGGUGUGGAAAUCUAUACUGGAGAAGAAAUGAUCUUAACAUGUUCGAUCUUUAACUGACUACAGCUAAACUACUGUAAUAAUGGAUGCCUUAAAACCUUGAUUUUGUAGUUCAGUCUGUGUUUUUUACUCUCUAAAUCAAUCUAUGAAUGGUGAAGCUUAAUUUUGCACUGUAUGUCUUGUUUAUGGACACUUUCCUAUUUGUUAAUAAUAAAAAAGGUGAUAAGGGACAUUAAGAAUUCUGAUUUUAGAAUAAUGUUUACUUUUCUAUGAGCUACUAAAAUUUUCUUUAGAGGAUUUUCCACUUUUUCAAUAAAUUUCACAUUUAAGCUGAAA
Messenger RNA from Astyanax mexicanus (Mexican tetra), 1697 nucleotides. It is a transcript of the gene enosf1, whose product is annotated as enolase superfamily member 1. The record is from RefSeq and is a predicted model, not a curated record. Gene Ontology annotation, biological process: amino acid catabolic process; carbohydrate catabolic process. NCBI's taxonomy places the organism in Eukaryota, Metazoa, Chordata, Actinopteri, Characiformes, Acestrorhamphidae. Gene Ontology annotation, molecular function: L-fuconate dehydratase activity; magnesium ion binding. The transcript has 15 exons. The coding region runs from base 76 to 1395 and encodes 439 amino acids.